CACAGAAAUAGACCUAAUAAUAUCCUUACGUGUUUCAAAAAAGAAAGAAAAAAACAUCUUAUCCAAAAGCCACGAAGCAAUAGUUUGCUUGAUAGUCGGACUGGCCAGCCAGAAACGGGAAAGCCAGAUGCUGUAGGCGUACACCGUCACCGCGAAUGCAACUUAUGGUAACGUUUUUCAGAAUGAGUGGGUUCGCCCGUAUAACGAAACAAAAUGAUCGAAAACCGAUACAACUUUCCGUGGCAAUAUAUCUCUCCUCCAACUUCAGAAAACCUACAACUUUCCCUUCCCAACACUAGAACUAAAAUCCGUUGUGUAUUUGCCUGAUCGAUCGGUGAUAAAUUUCUCAAAACAAACCUUCACGUUUUCUAGUGUUUGAGCAUUUAUUGUGACGAAAAACAAACAAAAUCAGGGUUUCCAAUUUUCUUCUCGAAGGGGAAUUAGGGUUUUGAAUUGUGAUUGAAUGUUUAAGGAUGCGAGAGUUGCGUAGUGGACUUCGAAGAGGUCGUUCAGCAGCAACAGUAGGAGAAGUAGAGAGAAGUGUAGUUGAACAAGGUAGCAGUGCAAUGGUGAUUCGCAGAAAGAGAUCGAUAAUUAAGAAAAAUAAACAACCAGAACCGGAACCAGAAGUAGAGCAACAACAACAACAACAACAGGAUGAUCGAGAACUAGAGACUAGGUGUUUUGAUGAAAUUCGUGAGAUAGGUCUGAAUGUUGUUGGGGAUCUUGAGAUGGACGAUGAUUACCAUGAUGCUGAAGAACAUAUGGAAACAGAUACAGCUCAUGCAGCUGAACAAUUGGAGGAGGAGGAAGAGGAGGACCAAGGAAAUACAACUCCUACUUUCACUUCCUAUAAGGCACCCGGCCUCGAACUUCGCAGACGGUCGCCUAUUGCUCAAAUGGCUCUUCACAUUAAUGACGAGAUGUCUGCCAAGAAACGGCAUUUGGAGAAGGGACUACUGAGGCAAACACUGCUUCACGAACCAUCAAAUAACUGUGAGAUGGAUGACGAGAAAUGGGAAGAAUCUGUGCCUCUUGCUGCACCAGAGUUUGAAGUUACAAACCACAACUAUGAGAUGUACGAUCACAAACAUGAAGUAUCAGUUCCUGUUGAUAUUCCAGAAUGUGAAACUGCAAAGGAUGUUGUGGCUGCACCUGUGGCAGAGAGAACAAGAUUAUUAGGCAAGAGAAAAUCCUCGGGAGCCGUUGGCGGGCAACCCAACUUGGAAGAUCAUCUUAUAGAAGCACCUGAAGAGUUUGACACUGAAUCAGGUAUGAAGAGAAAUGUCCGGGGUCCAACGCUUUUACCACACAUCUUCAAUAUAAAUAAUAGACAUCGCAAGGUGAUAGAGUACAACGAGCAUGGCCAGCCAAUAGGGCAGUUUUCUUCUGAGCUAGCCAGUUUCAUGGGUGUUUUGGCACGCCAGAUGGUUCCAAUAGUCCAUGAAAAAUGGAAAACAGUCCCAAGCACUCUUAAAGAAGAGCUAUGGAGGUGUCUGGAGGCAAAAUAUGUGCUCGAAGCAAGUAGUAGGAAACUUCUCGUCAAUGGCAUUGGAGACAAGUGGAGGUCUUUUAAGAGCACUCUUACAAGGAAAUAUGUUCUCCCAUUCAAGGAGGAGCCUGAUCGUCUGAUCCACCCUCCUCCAAUGUAUAGAUUCAUUAAGCAAGAGCAUUGGGAUGAAUUUGUAAAGUCCAGGCUGAAUGAUGCAUUCCAGGCCCUCCAUGAAGCACAGUCAGAAAGGCGUGGAAAGAACAUUUAUCCUCAUCGGUUAGGCCGGACAGGUUAUGCCGGUCUGGUAGAAAAAAUGAUAAAAAGUGACGGGGUUACCCCUGAAGAAAUUGAUAGGUGUGUUUUAUGGAAGAAAGCACGUCAGAACAAAAACGGGGAGUAUGAUGAUGAUGUUACCAGAGAGCAGGCUGAGAUUAUCGAUGAAUUGAAAAAGCAAGUUGACAAUGGGUCACUAGUUUGUGAUGGAAACAUCGAUGUGCUGACUAUGGCUUUAGGAACUCCAGAACAUUCUGGGCGAGUGAGAGGCGGUGGAAAGUUUGUAAGUCAGUCGACCUUCUUUCGGAAGCCUAAACGUCAAGGCCAUAAAAUUGCUGAUAAAUUGCAUGAACAACGAAAGCUGAUUGAGAGCAAGUGGCAAGAAGAGAGAGUGUCCCGUUUACGAGUGGAAGAGCAACUCUUGGAUACUCAAAACAUGGUCUCACGGUUAGAGGAGACGCUGACCAACUUCAUGCAAAAUGGGAAGGAGCUAGCAUCAGUGUCCACUAUGCUCCCCAGUAACAAUAACGAAGAUUUGGAGGGAGUUGGGCCUUCAUCGACAUCUACUAUGGUCCCUGUAAACAAGAAUGGGAACUUGGGAAAAAAGCUUGCAUUGACUUCCAAUAGGGUCCCCAUAAACAACAAAGAAAAUUUGGGGAAAGGACCUGCAUUGACUUCCACUAGGGAAAAUUUGGGGAAAGGGCCUGCAUCGACUUCUAACAGGGUCCACCCAAAGAACAAUGAAAAGUUGGGAAACUCUCCUGCAUCAUCUUCCGGCAGAGCCAAUUCAAACAACUACGAACCUUCGACAUCAAGCAGUUCUCAGUCGAGGGCUUGGAGAAAUGACGAGGAAAACCUACCUGUUGUUCAAGUAACUCCACUAAGGCAUGUUGCCAGAUCUGUGAAGGAUUCAAAUGUCUCCCCCUUCCAGAGGUUCUAUAACAGAGCGUCUCAAAUAAUGACUGGUAGCAUUCCCUUCAUAACAGUACCAGUAGAUUCCGCAGUCUUUGGUACAGAUAUGGAACUUUAUCUUGACCUGGAUGAUGUCCAGUAUAUGUGCCAUAUGGAAGAUUUGUCUGAGAAUUGCGUCAUGGCGUACAUUAAGCACCUCUACGAUAUGUUAAUGAAGAAAGGGAUACAACACAAAUAUGAAUUUAUAAACCCUGUAUCAGUAAGCGCUGCAAAAGAUGCUAAUUUGUCAAAAACAAUAACUUCACGAUUGAUGAAUACAAAUUGCGAAUGGGUUUUUGUUCCUGUCAAUUCAGAUGGGGCACAUUGGCUUCUUAUCGCAAUAAAUAUGGUGGCUAUGAGUUGCUAUUGGCUGGAUCCAUCGGGGCUCCCAACUCGAUAUAACAUCAAACCAUUUGUCACUAUUGGUCUGAAAGGUUUGCACAAAGAUGGAGUGAGGAGGUCAUCACCAAUUUGGUAUAAUAUCAAGUGCCCAAAACAGAAAAAUAGUGUGGAAUGUGGGUUUUAUGUCAUGAAGUUUAUGAGGGAGAUAAUUGAUGACCCAAACAUGUUUACAAGGAGUGAGCCUUUCCCUCAAUCUACAUAUGAGCAGGAUGAAAUCGAUGAAGUGAGACUUGAGUGGAUUCAAACAGUAGAGGCGUAUGUUUAGUUACAAUUUCACAUUAUUAGUUGUUUGGGCAUGGAAAAUGAUGAGCUCAAGUUAAAACUAUGUCGAGAGUUUUGCUUUCAGAUAUUGUAGAAGAUGCUGUACAAGUUGCCACCCAUUUUGAUAUAAUGCAUCCUACUGUUUGUAGGUGUUGGACAGAGUGUAGUUAUUGGGUAGUGACACAUUUUAUGAGAAGAUGAUGGGCUAUAAAUAAGUGAUGUGACAACCAGAGGAAAGCUUGAUCUUCAAAAUUCAGAUAUGUAUGCUAAUUGUUCGAAGACUUUUGAGAAAAAAGGUUAUUUAAGAGAGACAUUAUGUUAAUUUUGAAGUUAGGUGCUAAAAAUUUACACUGGCUUCACAGAUAUGAUGAACUGAUGAUGUUCUGCACCUCACCUAAAUCUGUGUGAUAUUAUAGUAGUACAAUUUUACCAGUAAUGAGUCUUUCUAUUAAUCA
Molecule: messenger RNA, 3834 nt
Organism: Papaver somniferum (opium poppy)
Lineage: Eukaryota; Viridiplantae; Streptophyta; Magnoliopsida; Ranunculales; Papaveraceae
Exons: 25
Coding region: 474-3383 (969 amino acids)
Biological process (GO): proteolysis
Molecular function (GO): cysteine-type peptidase activity
Source: RefSeq, a predicted model, not a curated record